Messenger RNA from Drosophila takahashii, 1410 nucleotides. RefSeq names its product zinc finger protein 277. The record is from RefSeq and is a predicted model, not a curated record. Lineage: Eukaryota; Metazoa; Arthropoda; Insecta; Diptera; Drosophilidae.
GGAGCAAAACGUAAACACCGCGGAAUGGAGCACGAGGUGGCUGUUUCUGGGCAGGAUUCCCCUCCGGAGGAUAUCAAAAUCAGUCCGCCACUCAAACCCUCGGCCAAUACGGCCAUUAAGUGCCUGAAGUGCGACAAGGUGUACAUAUUUCCCGCCGACAAAGACGACUGCCUGGCGCACUUGUAUCUGGAGCACCGCCUGGUCAUAGCCGAUGUGGAGGAUAUAGCGCUGCUGGAGGACUAUCUGCAGCACUGGGAGAAGGAGUUUCAGGCACACGAAUUCGAACAAUAUUGCACCACAAUGUUUCUGGACCAACUGCCCGAUGGAAAAUACGCGAGGAACGAGAAGUACUACCUGCUGUGCGACAUCCUGCCGCAGGACUACGAGCUGCGGCAAAGGCUCAAGGAGAAGCGACUGAGCGAGGCCCUCGAGCGCCAUCAGUUUGAGCUGACGGACAGGAAUUUCUCGAAGGAGUGCCUCUUCUGCAGGACGGUGAUCAAGGGACUGCGGGCCGACUAUCUGGACCACCUGUUCGACAAGCACUUCCUGCUGGUGGGCAAGCCCGAGAAGCUGGUCUACGUGGACGAGCUGCUCGACCAUCUGGAGGAGAACCUCAAUCGUUUGGUUUGCCUCUACUGCGAGAAGAUCUUCCGGGAUCGACCCACGCUCAAGGAGCACAUGCGCAAGAAGGGCCACAAGCGGAUCAAUCCGAAUAGGAAGGAGUACGACAAGUAUUUCCUCAUCAAUUACAAUCGGGUGGCAGCGAAUCCAACGCCUAGGAAUAAGCAGCAUCAUCAUCAAAAGCGAAGACAGGAGACUGCAUCCGUUUCCACGGUGGCGGAUCUUGAAACCGGCAGUGUGGACUUCGAUAAGCACUUUGCCCGCCCGGAUUCGGAUGGCGAGCAUGAUUCGGACUGGUCCGAUUGGGCGGCAGAUGGAGAACCGAGUGGAAUCAAGUGUCUUUACUGCUCCUACAUAGGCGACAGCUUUACUGCGCUUAAAGAACACAUGGUGGCUGGCCACCGGUUGGAUUUCGACAAGGCGACCGGCCCUUUAAACUUCUACCAGCGGGUGAAAGUGGUCAACUACCUGCGCCGCCAGAUGUGCCUGCUGCGUUGCGUGACCUGCGACCUGCAGUUCGAUGAGCAGGCGCUGCUGGUGGAGCACAUGGCCCAGGAGCAGCACUGCGGCAUCGGGGAGAAGGUGAACUGGGACAAGCCGGAGUUCUUCUUUCCCUACAUGGAGAACGACGGGCUGUUGUGCGUGCUCGACGAUUCCGUAGGCGACGAUCCGGAGGCCGAUGUGGUGCCAAUCAUCUCCGAGGACAGCCUGGCGCAGAUCAACAAGGACGCCGAGCGACUGUCCCUCGAGAAUUUUAAGCUGUAACAAAAGAUUUUUAAACUGUUAAGU